Messenger RNA from Acanthochromis polyacanthus (spiny chromis), 2038 nucleotides. RefSeq names its product glycosylphosphatidylinositol anchor attachment 1 (gene gpaa1). Gene Ontology annotation, biological process: attachment of GPI anchor to protein. The record is from RefSeq and is a predicted model, not a curated record. NCBI's taxonomy places the organism in Eukaryota, Metazoa, Chordata, Actinopteri, Pomacentridae. Gene Ontology annotation, cellular component: GPI-anchor transamidase complex; membrane.
CAUUAACGUUCCCGCAGAAACAAGGAAGUUAACAUUUAGCAGCGGCUGCUGUGUUCAUGCCCCACCUCUGCAAGUGGAUGUGACCGCUGGACAGAGGGUCCGGGGUAUCCAGACUUCAGGACAACGUUGCAGAGGACGACAACAACAACAUGGGACUGCUGUCUGAUCCAAACAGAAGACGGGCUUUGAUCAACCUGCUGACUCGCCUCAAUGCUCCAAUCUGCGUGGUCUGCUACAUGGCGGGUGUGGCUUGGUUCAUGGGGUUAGCGUUUGAGCCUUUCACUCUGCGGACAUACAUGUCAGAGAAUGCCAUGGGGUCUACCAUGGUGGAAGAGCGCUUUCCUUCAGGAGAGAGGGCAGUGGCCACAGGCAGGGAGUUUGCAGCUCAUAGAAAGAAAGUUGGUGGGAUGCCAGUGGAGUGGCUGAUGAAGACCAUGCAGGCCCGAGGACUGGAAGUGUACACUCAGAGGUUCUCUCGCACACUACUCUUCCCUGAUGAAAACAAAGAGAGAUAUAUGGUAAAAGGCACAAAUGUAAUAUGGAUCCUUCGGGCCCCAAGAGCUCCACGGACUGAAGCCCUGGUGCUGAGUGCUCCCUGCACCCCGGGUGAUAACAACAACCAGGCAGUGGGACUGUUACUUGGCUUGGCUCAGUACUUCAGGAAUCAGAUUUAUUGGGCCAAAGACAUCAUCUUCCUUGUGAAUGAGCAUGAUUUGAUUGGUAUGCAGGCCUGGCUGGAGGGCUACCACCACACCAACACUACAGGUAUGGACUGGUCCCCAUUACAAGGCCGUGGUGGUUCAAUCCAGGCAGCCCUGUCCCUGGAGCUCAGCAGUGAUGUUGUCACCAGUAAUGACCUAGUACUGGAAGGCCUCAAUGGCCAGUUACCCAACCUGGAUUUAGCAAACCUCUUCUACGCUUUCUGUCAGAAGAUAGGGGUCCUUUGCACCAUCCAGGGCAAGGUUAAAGAGAAUGAUUGGGACAGUGUGUCCGGCUACAGCCACGCAGUCCAGACCAUGAUGCUGAUGGUAAUGAAGCAGGCCAGUGGGCCGUCCUGGGGAGACCACGGUCUGUUCCUUCGCUACCACAUUGAGGCUGCCACCAUCAAGGGCAUCAACAGCUUCCGCCAGUACAAGACAGACAUCACUUACCAUCGGCAGACUGCUGGAAGAAUGUACCGUAAGCUGAAUAACCUCCUGGAACGCCUACACCAGUCCUACUUCUUCUACCUCAUGCCGUCACUCUCUCACUUUGUCAUUGGAUACUACAUGCCAGCCUUCGGCUUACAAAUGAUGAAUCUCUACAGUUUUUUCCUUGACUGUGAUACAGCCUUGGACCUGUGGGUUCAACUUGCAACUCCACCAUCAGCCACAGAGGAUGGUGUCGCUGACAUUGAGCAGUCCAGUCCAGGAGUGCUGUCAGUGUUGACUCCUCUGGUGAUCAGCCACCUGACCGGAGCAGCUCUGUACACGCUGCCGAUCCGUUUUCAGGAGAUGGCCGUCGAACACUUCCCAGUGUCUGAGACUGAGGCUGUGGUCCUGACUGCUAUUGCUGUUUACACGGCAGGCCUGGCUUUACCUCAUAACACACACAGACUGCUGUCAGGUGAGGGCACAGAGCAGGGCUGGAGGGUGCUGAAACUGGUGGCGGUGCUUUACCUGGCUGUGCUGCUGGGUUGCACUGCUCUCAUCAACUUCUCCCUGGGUUUCAUCUUGGCUCUCACUCUAGCUGCAGCUGCCUUCGUCACCCCCCACGUGCCCAGGGUUCUGUCAGCGUUCGUCUUGGUCAUCCUCAGCCCGGCCUGCACGCUUCUUUUUUCAGUCUUUUUCUUCAAGAACUCCCAGGAAAUGCCAGUCAGCUUCCUAGAUGGCUGGUAUUACCUGUCAGUCAUUUUCACAGGGCAUCUGGACCACUCCCUAUACGGUUCUCUGGUUUACCCACUCAUAGCCUUGCUGGUGUACCCAUGCUGGCUGCUUUUCUGGAACAUCCUCUUCUGGAAGUAGCCUACAGAUUCACCCAAGACUUUCUAGUGUACGAC